UUAUUGAAACGUGCUUAUCGUCCGUUAGAAGUAUUUACACCGACGGGGACAUAUUGUAAAAAACUUACGAAGCGCUGGAUUUUGAUACGGUCUAUAAUGUAUGAAGAAACUUGAUUCAUGAGCUUGGGAUUCCACUUUCAUGGAUGAUUUGAAUCUACGCUUUUGUGUUUUUGAUCCUUGAAAAGCCAUGAGAAGAGCAACUUCAAUGUUGAAGCUUGCUCCCCCUUGGCUUGUUCGGUUUUCUUCAGUAUCGGCCUCCUCGUUAGUCGACGAGUUCACGAAAUUUUGCUAUCAGAGGGAUCUUCCACGAGCCAUGAAAGCGAUGGAAGCGAUGCAGAGAAACCGCCUCUGUGCUGAUGCAAUCACUUACUCCGAGCUUAUCAAGUGCUGCCUUGUUCGUGGGGGUGUAGAACAAGGUCGGCUUGUUCAUGAGCACGUUUUCUCAAAUGGGUACGAACCCAAAACAUUCUUGAUCAAUACUCUGCUUAACAUGUAUGUGAAAUUUGGUCUAUUGGAUGAAGCCCUGAAGCUGUUCGACGAAAUGCCUGACAGAAAUGUUGUCUCAUGGACGACUAUGAUAUCUGCUUACUCCAAUUCCAGUCUUAAUCAUAUGGCUUUAGAGUUUCUUAUAUUGAUGCUUAGGGAAGGCGUUCGACCUAAUAUGUUUACUUAUUCUUCUGUUUUGAGAGCUUGCAAUGGUUUGUUGAACCUCAGGCAGCUACAUGGUAGUCUAAUGAAGGUGGGGUUGGAAUCUGAUGUCUUUGUAAGGAGUGCUCUGAUCGACACUUACUCGAAAUUGGGUGAACAGCAAGAUGCUUUGAAUGUCUUUAACGAGAUGGUUACAGGGGAUUUGGUUGUUUGGAACUCCAUUAUUGGUGGUUUAGCUCAGAACAGUGAUGGGGAUGAAGCUUUACAUCUUUAUAAGAGAAUGAAAAGAGCUGGUUUUGCAGCUGAUCAAUCUACAUUAACUAGCGUCUUGCGAGCCUGCACUGGGCUAGCGCUCUUAGAAUUGGGCAGACAAGUCCAUGUCCAUGUAUUAAAGUUUGAUCAAGAUCUAAUCCUAAACAACGCACUUCUUGACAUGUAUUGCAAAUGCGGCAGUCUAGAAGAUGCAAACCUUGUUUUCACAAGGACAAUGGCAGAUAAGGAUGUCAUCUCAUGGAGCACCAUGAUUGCAGGGUUAGCUCAAAAUGGCUUCAGUACAGACGCACUCAAAUUGUUUGAAUCAAUGAAACUUAGAGGGCCAAAACCAAAUUACAUCACUGUUCUUGGGGUUCUUUUUGCUUGUAGUCAUGCAGGGCUUGUCAAAGAUGGAUGGUACUAUUUUCAAUCUAUGAAGGAGCUUUUCGGGAUCGAUCCUGGAAGAGAGCACUAUGGUUGUAUAAUCGAUCUUCUUGGACGAGCUGGGAAGCUUGAUGAAGCUGUGAAGUUGAUCCAUGAAAUGAAGCAUGAACCAGAUGCAGUAACAUGGCGAAUCUUGCUUGGUGCUUGCAGAGUCCACAAGAAUGUGGAUUUAGCCAUAUAUGCUGCUAAAGAAAUUCUGAAACUCGAUCCUACCGACGCGGGGACGUAUAUAUUGUUAUCAAAUAUUUAUGCGAAUACUCAGAAAUGGGAAGAUGUUGCUGAAGUUAGGAGGAGCAUGAGAGCCAGGGGAGUGAAGAAAGAACCAGGAUGCAGCUGGAUUGAAGUGAGCAAACAAGUACAUGCCUUUAUAUUGGGGGACAACUCGCAUCCAAGAAUAGAAGACAUAAAGAGGGAGAUCAGCCGAGUAAUCCAAAGAUUAGUGUCAGUGGGCUAUGUUCCUGAUACAAAUUUUGUGCUGCAGGAUCUUGAGGGAGAACAGAUGGAGGACUCCCUUCAAUAUCACAGCGAGAAACUGGCAAUUGUGUUUGGUUUGAUGAGUUUGCCAAAGGAGAAGACCAUUCGAAUUAGGAAAAACCUUAGAAUCUGUGGGGACUGUCAUCUCUUUGCAAAGCUUGUCGCGCAGUUGGAGAAUCGAGUCAUCGUCAUUCGAGAUCCCAUCAGGUACCAUCAUUUUCAGGAAGGUUUAUGCUCUUGUGGUGAUUACUGGUGAUAUAUGAAAACACUGAAAAUUUAGUUAAAAUUCAUUAUUCUUGAUAGACAUAUGGUCUCAUGAUCUUAGUGUAGCAACUAUUCUGAAUAUCAAGCUAGUU
Molecule: messenger RNA, 2174 nt
Organism: Cucurbita moschata (crookneck pumpkin)
Lineage: Eukaryota; Viridiplantae; Streptophyta; Magnoliopsida; Cucurbitales; Cucurbitaceae
Product: pentatricopeptide repeat-containing protein At2g03880, mitochondrial
Exons: 1
Coding region: 188-2074 (628 amino acids)
Biological process (GO): RNA modification
Molecular function (GO): RNA binding; protein binding; zinc ion binding
Source: RefSeq, a predicted model, not a curated record